CAUACUUCCUGGUGUGGCGCGUGGAGUUUCCGGUUUUGUGGCUUUGUUCUAUAAAGAGUGAACGGACUCGGAGCUAUCAGGUCCAUCACGCUUCAAGCUCUGCGCUCCUUGCGUCUAAUUUCUGCCUGUGUCAAAAUGCCCAAAAGGGGGAAGAAGGAAGAAGCCAGUGAGGAUCAUGAGCAGAAUGGGAAUGAACCUGAAGUUAAAAAAGGUAAGAAGGGAGCAGGUAAGGCUGAGAAGGAAGCAGAACCUGCUGCUGUCUAUGAAGAUGCUCCGGAUAAGCUGACAACAGAAGAUGGCAAGAAAUACAGCUUGAAAAUCAGCUCUUGGAAUGUGGAUGGCAUCAGGGCCUGGUUUAAAAAACAGGGAUUGACUUGGGUAAGAGAAGAAGACCCUGACAUAAUGUGUCUUCAAGAGACCAAGUGUGCAGAGAAAGCCUUGCCUGCUGAAAUCAAAGACAUGCCUGAGUAUCCCCACAAAUACUGGGCAUGCUCUGAUGAAAAGGAGGGGUACAGUGGUGUGGCCAUGCUUUGUAAAGAAAAACCACUAAAUGUUACCUAUGGCAUUGGAAUUGAAGAGCACGAUAAAGAAGGUCGUGUCAUAACGGCUGAAUUUGAUUCUUACUAUCUGGUUGCUGCUUAUGUACCCAAUGCAAGCCGUGGCCUGGUACGUCUAGACUAUCGUCAGCGAUGGGAUGUGGAUUUUCGUAGCUAUUUGAAAGGGCUUGAUAGCAAGAAAUCACUAAUACUGUGUGGGGAUCUGAAUGUAGCCCAUGCAGAGAUUGACUUGAAAAACCCCAAGACCAACAAAAAGACACCCGGAUUUACCCCGCAGGAGCGUCAGGGUUUUAGUGAUCUGCUUGAUGAGGGCUUUCUGGAUAGCUUUCGAGAAUUGUACCCUACAACACCUUAUGCAUACACCUUCUGGACAUAUAUGAUGAAUGCCCGGGCCAAGAAUGUGGGCUGGAGGCUGGAUUACUUUGUACUUUCAAAAUCACUACGGCCAGCCCUGUGUGACAGCAAGAUAAGGAGCAAGGCCAUGGGAAGUGACCACUGCCCUAUAACUCUCUACAUGGCCAUAUAGGCAAAGUUGUUAUUACUUAACCGAAACACUAUGGUCAUGUAUAGAAAGUAGUGGUCACUAACCCUUAGCAUGCUAAUCAUUAAACAUUAAUAUGGCUAAUACUGGUAAUAAUUUCACCAUUCUAAAUAAAUUAUCACUGUCAUAUAUUUCAUAAUAUGACCAUAUAAAUGUAGUAGGAAAACCUUCAUAUAAACCUUUGUAUGGUCAUAUUAUGCUGUUAUAGGCUGACAGUUAUUCAGGUUGUUUUAUUCUAAGAGAAGGCAAUUGUCAUCUUUUACUGUAAACAGUAGUUCAUUUUACAAAAGGCCUUCCGGGUAAUGUCCUGCUUUACUGACGUGGUCAGAUUAACUAAGAAUUUCAUAUAAUAUUAAAAUUAGAAAGCUGUACCCUUUAAUUAGUGUAGUUCAGUCUUUCCUCAGCAACCCAUUUAAAUGCCUGAAUGUGUCUGAUGCUGUAACCCUUUCAUUGUAUAAGAAGCCUACUCCACAUCAAACAGAUCAAAUUAUUAGAGCACAGUUGAAACAAGAUAGACCUUUUACAGUAGUCCUUUAUUUUCACUGUUCAUAGAAAUAUUGGUUGCCUAUAACCCAUCAGUCACUUGUGUCCUCUAGUGAAAUAAAGAAGAUAUUUUGAAUUUAUUUUUAGAAUUCUUAAUUUGUAUAAAAUCUAUCCUGGGCAAUUAAAAAAAAUAAAUAAAGAAACAUGGUGACUGCGUAUUGCAUCACUUUGCUGUCUUUUUCUAUGUUUUGCUUUGUUGCUAUAGGAGGGUGUGUGUAUAAUAAGUACUUAUUGUUUGGAUAACUGAUUUAACAAAACAUAUUAUUUUGAGAUUCCGGGAAUAACGUGCUACAGGUAUCCGCUACAUUAAAGUUGACAAUUCAAAUUAACUUGUGGUUUUGUUACUGUAUUUUGUUUUUACUUAGUUUCUUGUAUAUGAAUUAUUUGUUGCGAUGUAAGUGCAGCUACUGUUGACAUUUAAUAGGCUGGUUUGCAAAGUGAUGUAUUUAUAUGUCACUAUACCUGCCAUACGAAGACAAUGUUAUACAUUUAUUUUGAACAGUGAAAGACAAACAUUGAGUUUUUGAUAUGUUUUAUAAAAUGUUGCUUGGUUGCACCUACAAGUAGUAGAGUAAAAUAGUUCCCUUCACAGUACUGCUAGAAGUAGUGUACGUGGCCUGUGCCAACUAUUUAUAGCAGUGAACGGUUUGAGGUUUCUAAGAAUUAUGCCCUUCAAAGUAACAGAUGUUUGAGUGUUCUUAUUUUUCUAAAAGUUUUUUUUUGUUACAAACUUAAUAAAAAGAUACUAAAAUG
Messenger RNA from Bombina bombina (fire-bellied toad), 2394 nucleotides. RefSeq names its product apurinic/apyrimidinic endodeoxyribonuclease 1 (gene APEX1). Gene Ontology annotation, cellular component: nucleus. Gene Ontology annotation, molecular function: endonuclease activity; DNA binding; double-stranded DNA 3'-5' DNA exonuclease activity. The coding region runs from base 136 to 1083 and encodes 315 amino acids. NCBI's taxonomy places the organism in Eukaryota, Metazoa, Chordata, Amphibia, Anura, Bombinatoridae. Gene Ontology annotation, biological process: base-excision repair. The transcript is spliced from 5 exons. The record is from RefSeq and is a predicted model, not a curated record.